AUGGGGUGUCGCUCGACGAAAGCGGCGGCGCCCGAAGUUCGUGGCGCCGGCCGUUUUCCGCCGCGAGACACCCACCCGACGCGCACGAGCAGCGCUGCCAUUGCAGCAGCUCGAGAAGCGAACGUCGCGGAGCCGUCUGCGGCCGAGAAGCGCGCGCGAGCGGCCGACGCUGCAGCUGCCCGUCAACGGGACUGGCGACAGGGCGGCCACGUGGACCCGGAGAAGGCGCGGAGUGCAGCGCAGCGGCGGGAGAAAGACGAGCUGCUCUCGAGGAUUUACAGUCGGUACGUGGCGCUGGGGAAAGAGGCGCCGAUCGGGUUGCCGUCGUGCGACAUGGAGCAGCUGCGCCGCCACCUCGAGACGCUGCGCUAA
Messenger RNA from Hyaloperonospora brassicae, 372 nucleotides. Lineage: Eukaryota; Oomycota; Peronosporomycetes; Peronosporales; Peronosporaceae. The record is from the annotation of a GenBank genome assembly.